ACAUUAGUAUUUUUCUUGGUUGAAAGUGUAAGCCCCUUAUUUUGAAACAAGCUUAUUAUAUUACAUAUUUCUUGACUCAUUAAAUUUUUUAAAAGAAAAAUAGAAUUGGUAAGAAGAAGAAACUAGUGAGUUGAGUUCCACAUUUUUGACCGAAACCAAAAAUUAUUGUACUAUUAGGAGGAAACUGAAAAGUCUUCCACUCCCUCUUUCUAUUAACCUUUGCAAUUUUUCUUUACACAAGUUCAACUAAAAAACCAAACUCUAGCUUCUUGCUUCGUGUCUCUGUCUUUCCUAAGAAAUCUCCAUGUGCAGGAAAACUUGUCAAACUAGUUUGAUCAUGGGGUAUGAGAAUGGUAAUAAAGAAGGGAAGCAUCAUGAGAUUUCUUCUUUGCUUGAAUUUUCAGCUGAAGAUGAUGUGAUUGGUUUCAAAGAUGCCGUUGAAAACGAGGGUUGUGACGUUAAUGAGGUUGGUUUAUGGUAUGGAAGGAGCGUUUGUUCGAAAAAAUUAGGUUAUGAAGAGAGGACUCCUCUUAUGGUUGCUGCUAUGUUUGGAAGUUUGGAUGUAUCCGCUUAUAUUCUUGGAACAGGCCGUGUUGAUGUUAAUCGGUCUUGUGGAUCCGAUGGUGCUACUGCUCUUCAUUGUGCUGUUGCUGGUGGUUCUGCUGCUUCCGCAGAGAUUAUCAAGCUUUUGCUUGAUGCAUCUGCGGAUCCUAGUGUUGUUGAUGCCAACGGUAACCGACCAGUUGACUUGAUUGUUUCUGGGGUCAAUUCUAUCUUCAAUCCGAGGAAGAGGAUGCUGCAGGCUCUUUUGGAGGGUACGGUUGGUGUUGCUGAUCAGACAUCUCUUGCAUUUCCGGAGACAAUUGACGUUGUUGAUGAAUAUCAAAGGCAAGAUAUAAACACACCUCGUGUUUCAAAAGAUUAUCCUGUUGAUCUCUCUCUUCCAGAUAUAAAGAAUGAGUUAUAUAGUACCGAUGAAUUUAGGAUGUAUACAUUCAAAGUUAAGCCUUGUUCAAGGGCGUAUUCUCAUGAUUGGACCGAGUGUCCCUUUGUUCAUCCAGGUGAAAAUGCAAGGCGACGUGAUCCGAGGAAAUAUCAUUAUAGCUGCGUCCCUUGUCCUGAGUUUCGCAAAGGUUCGUGUAGCAAAGGAGAUUCAUGUGACUAUGCACAUGGGAUUUUUGAGUGCUGGCUUCAUCCUGCGCAGUAUCGUACACGUCUUUGCAAGGAUGAGAGUGAAUGCACAAGAAGAGUUUGCUUCUUUGCUCAUAGGAUUGAGGAGCUUCGCCCCUUGUAUGCUUCUACCGGUUCUGCUAUUCCGUCUCCUAGGUCAUAUUACAGUACCGCUUCUACAUUGGAAAUGGGUUCACUUAGCCCAAUGUCACAUGGUUCUCCAUCGGUUUUGAUACCGCCAUCCUCAACGCCGCCUCUGACUCCAUCUGGAGCUUCAUCUCCCGUUGCUGCUACAGCCAUGUGGCAGACACAGUUUAAUGUUUCGGUCCCUAGCCUACAGCUUCCCAAAAGCAGGUUGAAGACUGGAAUGACCGCUAGAGAUAUUGAUUCCGAUAUUGCAAUGCUUAGGAAGCAACUAAUGAUGGAUGAGAUAUCCGGUCUUCCUUCACCAUCCAACUGGAAAAAUUCGAUGCCUAACAGUCCAUCUUUUUCGGUUUCUUUGAGUGAUGGCCAUACUACCAGAGAACUAAAUAGGUUUUCGGGGGUGAAGCCUACUAACCUUGAAGACAUUUACGGAUCUCUUGAUCCAUCAAUGUUGCACAAAUUCCACGGAAUCUCACUUGAUGCUGCAGGAUCGCAGUUACAAUCUCCAACUGGAAUCCAGAUGCGUCCCAAUAUGAAUCAGCAGCUACAAAACUAUUCUUCAGGCUAUUCCACUUCGAGUAGGACUGGAUCGCCACCCUAUGGGUUUGAUCCAUCCGGGGAGUUAUCCGCAGCGGCUUUAAAUUCAAGAGCUGCUGCCUUUUCUAAGCGGAGCCAGAGCUUUAUCGAGCGCAAUGUGGCAAAUCGUCAUUCUGAGCAUCUUUCUCCUGUGAAGCCUUAUGCUUUUCCUAACUGGGGCUCACCCGAUGGAAAAUUGAAUUGGACCGUACAAGGAGAAGAACUGAAUAAGCUGAGGAAAUCGUCUUCUUUUGGAUUUCUAAGCAGUAAUACUCCUUUAAAUCCAGCUGCAACUAGAGCACAAGAAAAUGACGACGAACCAGAUGUAUCUUGGGUUAAUUCACUUGUGAAGGACGCUACACCGCAGGAAUCUGGUCGGUUUAGUACUGAAGAUCAGAAAAGGAAACUGCAAUACAAUCUUAACAAUGGAACCGAUGCGAUUCCAGCGUGGUUAGAGCAAUUGUACAUUGAUCAGGAACAAACUGUGCAUUGAAUGAUUUACCUCAUCCUUCUUGUAACUCUCUCAACAGUCAAUUCAUUUAAUGAUUUUUUUUAUUUUUUUUGAAUUUGUUUAGAUGACAAUUUGUAUAACUGAUGGGAAAAUAGUCCCUUAAAGCUAGAAUUUGUGACAGGAUGCAAAAUUUCUGCUCCAUGAAUUUUUUUCUAAUAUUUUUUAUU
Messenger RNA from Trifolium pratense (red clover), 2568 nucleotides. RefSeq names its product zinc finger CCCH domain-containing protein 66-like. The record is from RefSeq and is a predicted model, not a curated record. The transcript has 2 exons. Lineage: Eukaryota; Viridiplantae; Streptophyta; Magnoliopsida; Fabales; Fabaceae. Bases 305 to 2383 code for a protein of 692 amino acids. Gene Ontology annotation, molecular function: protein binding; metal ion binding.